Messenger RNA from Chroicocephalus ridibundus (black-headed gull), 2088 nucleotides. RefSeq names its product keratin-associated protein 10-4-like. The coding region runs from base 1 to 2088 and encodes 695 amino acids. The record is from RefSeq and is a predicted model, not a curated record. Lineage: Eukaryota; Metazoa; Chordata; Aves; Charadriiformes; Laridae. The transcript is spliced from 4 exons.
AUGCAGUGCCAGAACGAUUACCAACUGAGACAGCUCUGCCUUCCACCUCCCACAAUCUUGGUGAAGAGUUUUCCAGUGAAAAAAUGUGUUGAUCCCUGUGGUGCUGGCUGUAACAUCCAGUGCUUCCCUCAAUGUGUGGAUCCCUGCUGCUACGCUGGGGUUCCUCAGGGCACCACCACUUACGUGAACCUGAGUAAUCUUGGUGUGACACGGGCUGCCAGGUGUGUGGAUCCCUGCUGCCUCGGAAUCACCACCUGUGCGCCUCCUUGCUGUGAGGAAGUGACCAAGUGCAUCACCACAUGUGCGGACCCAUGCUGCUGCAAAGUGACCGAGUGCACGACCAGCAGAUGUGUGGACCCCUGCUGCCAGGAGGUGACCAAGUGCACCACCAGAUGCGUGGAUCCCUGCUGCCAGGAGGUGACCAAGUGCACCACCAGAUGUGUGGACCCCUGCUGCCAGGAGGUGACCAAGUGCACCACCACGUGUGUGGAUCCCUGCUGCCAGGAGGUGACCAAGUGCACCACCAGAUGCGUGGACCCCUGCUGCCAGGAGGUGACCAAGUGCACCACCACGUGUGUGGACCCCUGCUGCCAGGAGGUGACCAAGUGCACCACCACGUGUGUGGAUCCCUGCUGCCAGGAGGUGACCAAGUGCACCACCAGAUGCGUGGACCCCUGCUGCCAGGAGGUGACCAAGUGCACCACCAGAUGCGUGGACCCCUGCUGCCAGGAGGUGACCAAGUGCACCACCAGAUGCGUGGACCCCUGCUGCCAGGAGGUGACCAAGUGCACCACCAGAUGCGUGGACCCCUGCUGCCAGGAGGUGACCAAGUGCACCACCAGAUGUGUGGAUCCCUGCUGCCAGGAGGUGACCAAGUGCACCACCAGAUGCGUGGACCCCUGCUGCCAGGAGGUGACCAAGUGCACCACCAGAUGUGUGGACCCCUGCUGCCAGGAGGUGACCAAGUGCACCACCAGAUGCGUGGACCCCUGCUGCCAGGAGGUGACCAAGUGCACCACCAGAUGUGUAGAUCCAUGCUGUGGACCUGUGACCAGAUGCACCACUAAAUGCGUGGAUCCAUGCUGUGACAGAGUGACCAAGUGCACUACCAAGUGCGUAGAUCCAUGCUGUAGUGAAGUGAUUAAGUGCACCACCAGGCGUGUGAAUCCCUGCUGUAGAGAGGUGACCAAGUGCACCACCAGGUGUGUGGAUCCGUGCUGCGAUAAGGUGACCAAGUGCACUACCAGGCGUGUGAAUCCCUGCUGUAGAGAGGUGACCAAGUGCACCACUAAGUGUGUGGAUCCAUGCUGCGAUAGAGUGACCAAGUGCAUAGAUCCAUGCUGUAGUGAAGUGACGAAGUGCACCACCAGGUGUGUGGAUCCCUGCUGCCAGGAGGUGACCAAGUGCACUACUAAGUGUGUGGAGCCAUGCUGUGGGCCAGUGACCAAGUGCACCACCAGGUGUGUGGAUCCCUGCUGCAAGGAAGUCACCAAGUGCACCACCACAUGCGUGGACCCAUGCUGUGGAGGUGUGAGUGAAUGCACCACCAGGUGUGUGGAUCCCUGCUGCCAGGAGGUGACCAAGUGCACUACUAAGUGUGUGGAUCCCUGCUGCCAGGAGGUGACCAAGUGCACUACUAAGUGUGUGGAGCCAUGCUGUGGGCCAGUGACCAAGUGCACCACCAGGUGCGUGGAUCCCUGCUGCAAGGAAGUCACCAAGUGCACCACCACAUGCGUGGACCCAUGCUGUGGAGGUGUGAGUGAAUGCACCACCACGUGUGUGGACCCCUGCUGCCAGGAGGUGACCAAGUGCACCACCACGUGUGUGGAUCCCUGCUGCCAGGAGGUGACCAAGUGCACCACCAGAUGCGUGGAUCCCUGCUGUCAGGAGGUGACCAAGUGCACCACCACAUGUGUGGAUCCCUGCUGUGGGGGCGUUCAGGCUGUUACGAAGUGUGUGGAUUCCUGUCCCACCGCCUGUGUUACACAGGCCACCCCCCCGUGCAAGGGCAUAUGCACCCCUGCCUGCGGCCGGCACUACUCCAUUGCAUGUGCAGAUGUUUGCUGUCGUAAAAGCAUGGCUCCUUGA